AUGGAAGAUAAGGAAAAAGGUAAAUAUAAUUCCUGGACUCAGGAUGAAACGAAAAUAUUGAUUGAAUUACUUGUGGAGGGAAUUAAACGUGGAUGGCGUGAUUCUAGUGGUAUAAUAAACAAGGCAACGGUAGAAAAUAAAAUACUACCAGUCCUCAAUGAAAGAGUUGGAUGCCAGAAACUCCACAAGCAUUAUCAAAGCAGGAUAAAGUUUUUGAAAAACCUAUACAAUAGCUAUGUUGAUCUUCAACGUAAUAGCUCUGGAUUUGGAUGGGAUUUUGAAACAAAAAGGUUUACAGCUUCUGAAGAAGUGUGGCAAGGAUAUUUGAAGGCACAUCCAAACCACCAGUAUAUGCGCUAUGACUCACAUGAACAGUUUGAAGAUUUGAAGAUAAUCUUUGAUGGUACAACUGCCAAUGGUGGCAAUUCACUUGGAUUAAGUGAUACUACUGAUGCUAGUACUUACCUUGUUGGUGAUUAUCAAGUGAAAGAAAAGUUUGGUGAAAGCAAUGAUGAUGUUACUGAUGUGGCUUUUGUUUCAAAACAAAAUCUGAAAGGUCAUAGAGAAAAACUGAUCCCAAGAAAGAGGUCUAGAACUGACGCAUGCUACAAUUCAGAGGAGCUGAAGAAUGAUGACAAUGAUUCCAUUGUUGCUGUGAACAAUAAGAUCCUUAAUAUCAUACAACAAAGGGAAGAGAGACAACAAAAAGAAGCUGAAAAAAGAGAGGAGAAACUCAGAUUGGAAGCUGAGCAACAAGAAGCUGAAAAAAAGAAAAACAAUGUUUGGGAUGCCAUGAAAGAGAUCACUAAUUUGGACCAGCGUACCAAAUUUAAAGCUGUGACUCUUAUCUAUUCCCUGGGGCUGAAAGAUGUUUUUGCAGAAAUGUCGGUAGAAGAACGCUUUGGUUGGAUCCAAACCAAUCUUAGCUAGAACUGAUCAUUGCUUCAGCUACAAGUGAUCCUUGUUU
This is a messenger RNA of Brassica oleracea var. oleracea, 967 nucleotides long. RefSeq lists its product as uncharacterized. Bases 1 to 930 code for a protein of 309 amino acids. NCBI's taxonomy places the organism in Eukaryota, Viridiplantae, Streptophyta, Magnoliopsida, Brassicales, Brassicaceae. The record is from RefSeq and is a predicted model, not a curated record. The transcript has 2 exons.